Messenger RNA from Paramisgurnus dabryanus, 3336 nucleotides. It is a transcript of the gene cysltr2b, whose product is annotated as cysteinyl leukotriene receptor 2b. NCBI's taxonomy places the organism in Eukaryota, Metazoa, Chordata, Actinopteri, Cypriniformes, Cobitidae. The record is from RefSeq and is a predicted model, not a curated record. Gene Ontology annotation, biological process: G protein-coupled receptor signaling pathway. Gene Ontology annotation, molecular function: G protein-coupled receptor activity. Gene Ontology annotation, cellular component: plasma membrane.
AUGAAGCACUCAAACUUGUGGAACACCACAAACAACUGCUCCAUCACCCAGUUCAAACAUACCAUCUAUCCAGCUACAUAUUUGUUCAUUUUUUUCCUCGGGCUUUUUGGCAACCUCAUAUCUCUAUACUUCUUCAUUAGAACAUGGAAAACAAAGGGGGCUUUCUCUCCAGUCAACAUCCUAAUGGUCAAUCUCCUUAUGUCAGACCUGAUGAUGGUGUGCUCGCUCCCGCUUCGAGCCGCGUACUACCUCAUGGAAUCCCAUUGGGCCUUUGGAGACGUCACCUGCCGGAUCAUGUCCUACGUGUUUUACAUCAACAUGUACGGCAGCAUUUAUUUCCUCAUGGUGCUGAGCAUAGUUCGCUUCGUGGGCAUUGUGAAGCCAUUCAUAUACAUACACUGGCAAAGCUCUCAGAGAGCCUGGAUAAUUUGCAUCAUCAUCUGGUUGAUCAUGUCCAUAGCCUCAAUUCCACUUUUGAGAGCAGGGACUUAUGAGGACCAGGAUGGACAUAUAAGAUGUUUGGAGCUGGACUCGUCCACGUUGAAGACCAUUAUUGUACUAAAUCGCAGUGUUUUGUUUGUAGGCUUCGUAAUGCCUUUCACGGUCAUUUCAGUUUGUUACAUUUUUGCUGCCUUGUAUUUGUUAAAGCUGAAGAAAGCUAGGAAGAGAUCUCAGUUAAAUCACAAGAAGUCUUGCUCUCUUGUGAUCAUCGUGCUUCUCAUUUUUCUCACGUGCUUCAUGCCGUAUCACGUGGUCCGAACUAUCUUCUUGGAGGCCGAGAUGGAUGUCCAAAAGAACGGUUAUGGAGAGUCCUGCUUUUACAUUCAACGCCUGAGAGAGGCUGCGGUCAUCACACAUUGUCUGGCUUCAGGAAACAGUUGCCUGGAUCCGCUGCUUUUCUUUUUCGGGGGUGAAAACUUUAUUAGCUUUUGGCGUGAGAAUACAUCAAGGCGGCAAAGCUCUACAAUAGACCAGAAUGUAAAAAUUAUGGUGAAGAGCCAGACAGUAUGAGUCGGUUAAGACUGGUUUAGUGUGUUUGGGACCUGUCGGGACUUGAGGGGAAAGAAGGUAGAUUCCCCAAAUUCCUAAAUGGCAGACAAUAUAUGCAAGAGUGAUAUCUUCCUAUGGGAAAGAAAAAUCUCAAUCUCUUAUAAGUGGCACAGUGAGAUUAUCUGUUUGUCCUACCAAUGGAAGAUGGAGGGAGCGAUGAAACUUUAUGUCUUUUUGUUUAUGGCAUGUUUAAGACAAGGCAGGCAAGAAAGCAGAUCCAAAUGCAACUUUAUUUAUUAAAAUAAACGGUAAUCCAGGCCAAACAGGUAUGUGAAGAGAUAAACACAGACACAUAACCCAACACAUAGACAUAAGCAACGACUGACAAAAGACAAAGGCAACACUAGGGCUAUAGGAUAUAUUCAAAGAAUAACAAGGAAAUGAGAAACACCUGGGAAAUAAUCACACAAGGCCCAACAAAACAUAAGAACUACAAGGAACUACAAAUAUGGCAGACAGAAACAUAACUUCAAAAUAAAAGUACAGGACCGGAAACACAAAACAGGAACUUUUUUGAAAAUAGGCUUAUUUUCCAGGUCCCCUAGAGUUAAACAUUUGAUUUGUACCUUUUUGAAAUUGAUUCAGCUGAUCCCCGGGUCUGUCGGUACCACUUUUAGCAUAGUUUAGCACAGUGGUUCCCAAACUUUUUCAGCGUGCGGCCCCCCUUGCGUACGGUGCAUUCCUUUGUGGCCCCCCAAAGAAAAUUUGUGACAAAAAACUGUUCAAAAACUCAACAUUUUAAUUAAUAAAAAAUAAAUUAAAUUAUCCAAAAAAGUAGUGCUUUUGGUUAGUAGCCUUAUUUUUUAGGUUUAAUUACACAGAAUUCAUGAUAAAUUAAUGUAUUUAAAAUGUCAUAAAACUGGGGCCCCCCUGGCACAAUCUCGCGGCCCUCCUGGGGGCCCCGGCCCCCAGUUUGAAAACCACUGGUUUAGCAUAAUCCAUUGAAUAUGAUUAGACCUUUAGCAUUGCGCUAACCAAAGAGUUUCUGUGUUUUUCCUAUUGAAAACUUGACUCUGUAGUUACACCGUGUACUAAGACCGACAGAAAAUUUAAGGUUGUCAUUUUCUAGCCAGAUAUGGAACUAUACUCUCAUUCUGGCGUAAUAAUCAAGGACUUUGCUGCCGUAACAUGGCUGCAGGAGGUGCAAUGAUAUUACGCAGCGCCCGAAAAUAGUCCCUUAUCUUUCAAUGGCAGGGGACUAUUUCCGGGCACUAAAACUAAAAGUCCAAAGACACAGAAACAGGGCAGUGACAGAUUAUAAACAAUUAUUAUUUUUGAAAUGUUGAGUGAUGCUGCUAAUGGCGCAAGAGUUUCACCUUUAUUAUGUUGUUUCUUGUAGACACAAAUGAGGUAAAAUGUAAAGACUCUGAUUGAACUCUCACUUUCUGAGUUUCGGAAGAGAUCUACCAUGUCUGACACUUUGCUCAUGCACUUUCUUAAACAUAAGGUCUGUGAUUUCAAAAUAAACUGAAACAUCUCUAACAUAAGACCAAAUGAUCUGAGCGCGUUACAAAUUUAUUUUAUAGCUCUAUAUUAUUAUAUUAUUUUAAAGCUUUAUAUUUCUCUUAAAGAAUGCAUGUAGUUUUUAAUUUUUGUAAAUAUCAGCAUAUUGCACACAGAGUUUCCAGUUAUCCAGUUGUGUUUUUUAUGUAACUGUAAAUUAAAAUUGUCUAUAUAUAGUUUUGUAUAAAACAAUUCCAGUACUUGAUUUUGAUUGGUCAGUAGCAGUGGUUUAUUUACCAUAAAACACACCUAUGAUCGCUACACCCAACAAUUCUAUGUACCACGUAGCGCCCUUAUUAGUAACCACCCUUAUCAACGUAAACAUAUUAUGUGAAAUAUUGCUUUUCACAGUCAGUCAGGGACCAUUUUAACAGCGAAAGAAAGAUUUUAGUUAAUUCAUGCAAGUUGGGUUAUAAAAAUAUAUAUUUUUUUGCUUUAAUUUUUUGUGUGGUGGUAGUGCUGCAUUGUGAAUAAGUUAUGACUGAAGAGAAAAUGUACAGCAUGUUUUGAAUAAAUCACUUUAUCAAUUGUAUUUAAAAGUAAAAGUAUUGUAGCAUCUCACAAAUAUCUGUCUUUGACUUGGUAAAUGAUUCUAUUUGUGUUGCAAAGCAUUAGGGGGAUAUGUUUUUCUGAAUGUAGGGCUUUCAGCAGGCAUUUGUGUUGGUCAUUUGUAUAUUUUUUUAUAUUUUGUAAACUUCCGAAUAAAGUUUUAUUAUAAUCGGAAUAGGUAAAGAUAGACGAGAAGAAUACUAAUACAUAUAUCAAUUUAUGUUUCUCCCAAUU